GGUGUUGGUGUUGAUGUUGAUUUGGAAUUGGAUAUGGAUUUGGUUGGAUCGCCGAGGAGCGUAGCGAGAGAGAGUCGGAAUCCGAGUAUUGAUUCGUCUAAAGGGAGAAGAGCUGCUUUGAUGCCGCUUUUGGGGAAGCCGUUGAAGGCGUUGAAGAAGAAGAAGAAGAGGUUGCUUAAUAAUCAUAACGAAGCGGAAGGGGAAGAUGAUUCUUGCGAUGGUGUUGGCUCGAUGGAGGAGAUAUCUGAGAAGAAGGUUGAUCUAUGUGGGAAUGGUAACAAUGGAGUCUUACGCAAGGAAGUGAGAAAUGGUUUGUUUAGUGAUCAUCAUCAUAGACAAAAGGCUAAACAGAUUUGGAAGAAACAUGUUUGGGUUGUGUUGAUGUUUGAUUUCUGCAUCUGUGCUAUAUUAUUCGGAAUCUGGCUUUGGAUUUGUGAAGGGUUUCAAUGCAUUCAAGGGUAACAAAAUUCAUCAUCAGUUUUCUCACUCACUUGUGUACAUCUCCAAAUUCAUAUUAUUGUUUCAAUCUUCAUUGACAUCUUCUUCUUUUUUUUCUUUUUUUCUGAGUAUUCGUUUUUUUUUUUUGGAUCGAAGAAUCUGAUCCUUUUUUAUUUGUCCACGUUCUUGUUUUUCAUCUUCUUUAUUUUUUUGAAGUCACAAAAAAGUGUUGUUUCCAGGAGGAAACUAGGGUAUAGGUUGAAUCCUGGUUUACAUUGUUAGUGUGAUAUGUUCAUUGUACUUUGGAAGUUUAAUCAUUCACAAGCAAAAUGUGUGUGUUUUGUAUUA
Camelina sativa (false flax) is the source of this 786-nucleotide messenger RNA. Lineage: Eukaryota; Viridiplantae; Streptophyta; Magnoliopsida; Brassicales; Brassicaceae. The record is from RefSeq and is a predicted model, not a curated record.